AUGGGAGUCUGGGGGCCCCUUCUCCCCCCCGGGUGUGGUAAUCCUCCCCUUCUCCCUCUCCUCCCCCCCUCCCCCCCCCCUCCUCCCCCUCCCCUCCCCCUGAGCCCUGGGACCGGAAGACUUUGUAAAAGUCCAGAGGAGAACCUCCUGAUUCUCCUCCUGGUUCUCCUCCUGGUUCUCCUCCUGGUUCUCCUACUGGUUCUCCCCCUGGUUCUCCUCCUGGUUCUCCUACUGGUUCUCCUCCUGGUUCUCCUCCUGGUUCUCCUCCUGGUUCUCCUCCUGGUUCUCCUCCUGGUUCUCCCCCUGGUUCUCCCCCUGGUUCUCCCCCUGGUUCUCCCUCUGGUUCUCCCUCUGGUUCUCCCUCUGGUUCUCCUCCUGGUUCUCCUCCUGGUUCUCCCCCUGGUUCUCCUCCUGGUUCUUCCCCUGGUUCUCCCCCUGGUUCUCCCCCUGGUUCUCCCCCUGGUUCUCCUCCUGGUUCUCCCCCUGGUUUUCCUCCUGGUUCUCCCCCUGGUUCUCCCCCUGGUUCUCCCACUGGUUCUCCUCCUGGUUCUCCUCCUGGUUCUCCUCCUGGUUCUCCCCCUGGUUCUCCCCCUGGUUCUCCCCCUGGUUCUCCCCCUGGUUCUCCUCCUGGUUCUCCCCCUGGUUCUCCCCCUGGUUCUCCUACUGGUUCUCCUACUGGUUCUCCUCCUGGUUCUCCUCCUGGUUCUCCCCCUGGUUCUCCCCCUGGUUCUCCCUCUGGUUCUCCCUCUGGUUCUCCUCCUGGUUCUCCUCCUGGUUCUCCUCCUGGUUCUCCUCCUGGUUCUCCCCCUGGUUCUCCCCCUGGUUCUCCCCCUGGUUCUCCCCCUGGUUCUCCCCCUGGUUCUCCUCCUGGUUCUCCUCCUGGUUCUCCUCCUGGUUCUCCCCCCCGGUUCUCCCCCUGGUUCUCCCCCUGGUUCUCCCCCUGGUUCUCCUACUGGUUCUCCUCCUGGUUCUCCUCCUGGUUCUCCCCCUGGUUCUCCCCCUGGUUCUCCCUCUGGUUCUCCCCCUGGUUCUCCCCCUGGUUCUCCCUCUGGUUCUCCCUCUGGUUCUCCUCCUGGUUCUCCCCCUGGUUCUCCCCCUGGUUCUCCCCCUGGUUCUCCCCCUGGUUCUUCUCCUGGUUCUCUCCCCCUGGUUCUCCCCCUGGUUCUCCCCCUGGUUCUCCUCCUGGUUCUCCUCCUGGUUCUCCUCCUGGUUCUCCCCCUGGUUCUCCCCCUGGUUCUCCUCCUGGUUCUCCUUCUGGUUCUCCUCCUGGUUCUCCUUCUGGUUCUCCCCCUGGUUCUCCUCCUGUCCUGCGGCGGAGGAAGAGGAAGAGGAAGAGGAGGGAGAGGAGGAAAAGGUUGGAGAGGAGGGAGAGGAAGAGGAAGAGGGAGAGGAGGGAGAGGAGGAAGAGGAAGAAGGAGAGGAGGGGAGAGGAGGAAGAGGAGGGACAGGAGGAAGAGGAGGGAGAGGAGGGAGAGGACGAAGAGAGGGAGAGGAGGGAGAGGACGAAGAGGAGGGAGAGGUGGAGAGGAGGGAGAGGAGGGAGAGGAAGAGGGAGAGCAGGGAGAGGAGGGAGAGGAGGGACAGGAGGAAGAGGAGGGAGAGGAGGGAGAGGAAGAGGAGGGAGAGGUGGAAGAGGAGGGAGAGGAGGAAGAGGAGGGAGAGGACGAAGAGGAGGGAGAGGACGAAGAGGAGGGAGAGGACGAAGAGGAGGGAGAGGACGAAGAGGAGGGAGAGGUGGAAGAGGAGGGAGAGGAGGGAGAGGAGGAAGAGGAGGGAGAGGAGGAAGAGGAGGGAGAGGACGAAGAGGAGGGAGAGGACGAAGAGGAGGGAGAGGUGGAAGAGGAGGGAGAGGAGGAAGAGGAGGGAGAGGACGAAGAGGAGGGAGAGGAGGAAGAGGAGGGAGAGGAGGAAGAGGAGGGAGAGGACGAAGAGGAGGGAGAGGACGAAGAGGAGGGAGAGGAGGAAGAGGAGGGAGAGGAGGAAGAGGAGGGAGAGGACGAAGAGGAGGGAGAGGACGAAGAGGAGGAGAGGUGGAAGAGGAGGGAGAGGAGGAAGAGGGAGAGGGAGAGGAGGAAGAGGAGGGAGAGGAGGGAGAGAAGGAGGAGGAAGAGGAGGGAGGAGGGAGAGGAGGAAGAGAGGGAGAAGGAAGAGAGGGAGAGGAGGGAGAGGAGGAAGAGGAGGGAGAGGAGGGAGAAGAGGGAGAGAAGGAGGAGGAAGAGGAAGGAGGAGGAGGAAGAGGAGGGAGAAGAGAGAGAGGAGGCAGAGGAGGGAGCGGAAGAAGAGGAGGGAGAAGAGGAAGAGGAGGGAGAAGAGGGAGUAGGAGGAAGAGGAGGGAGAAGAGGGAGAGGAGGAAGAGGAAGGAGAAGAGGGAGAGAAGGAGGAGGAGAAGAGGAGGGAGAGGAGGAAGAAGAGGAAGAGGAGGGAGAGGAGGGAGUAGAGGAAGAGGAGGGAGAAGAGGGAGUGGAGGAAGAGGAGGGAGAAGAGGGAGAGAAGGAGGAGGAAGAGGAGGGAGAAGAGGGAGACGAGGAAGAAGAGGGAGAAGAGGGAGAAGAGGAAGAAGAGGGAGAAGAGGGAGACGAGGAAGAAGAGGGAGAAGAGGGAGACGAGGGAGACGAGGGAGAAGAGGAAGAAGAGGAAGAAGAGGGAGAAGGAGAAGAGGGAGAAGAGGGAGAAGAGAAAGAGGAGGGAGAAGAGGGAGAAGAGGAAGAGGAGGGAGAGAAGGAGGAGGAAGAGGAGAGGAGGAAGAGGAGUGAGAGGAGGGAGAGGAGGGAGAAGAGGAAGAAGAGGGAGAAGAGGGAGAAGAGGGAGAAGAGGAAGAGGAGGGAGAGAAGGAGGAGGAAGAGGAGUGAGAGGAGGGAGAGGAAGAGGAGUGAGAGGAGGGAGAGGAGGGAGAGGAGGGAGAGGAGGAAGAGGAGGGAGAAGAGGGAGAAGAGGAAGAGGAGGGAGAGAAGGAGGAGGAAGAGGAGUGAGAGGAGGGAGAGGAGGGAGAGGAGGAAGAGGAGGGAGAGGAGGGAGAAGAGGAAGAGGAGGGAGAGGAGGGAGAGGAGGAAGAGGAGGGAGAGUUUGGAAGAGUUUGGAUCUGAGAACAUAGUCUUGAGAAUGUACACGCGAGUCCCGGCCGGGUGCAGAGGUGCGUCCCCCGCGGAGCCUCCAUCUCCCUAUCCCCCGAAAACACUCCUCUCCCGGUGGGGGCUGGAAGCAGGCAAGGACUCGCUGCCUCUGGGUCUCCAAAUUACGGGUCUCCACUACCGCGAGAAAGCCGGGGAUAAUCUCAUUGUGACGCGAUGUGAUGUCGGGGUGUAG
Knipowitschia caucasica is the source of this 3303-nucleotide messenger RNA. The record is from the annotation of a GenBank genome assembly. NCBI's taxonomy places the organism in Eukaryota, Metazoa, Chordata, Actinopteri, Gobiiformes, Gobiidae.